Molecule: messenger RNA, 500 nt
Organism: Ostrinia nubilalis (European corn borer)
Lineage: Eukaryota; Metazoa; Arthropoda; Insecta; Lepidoptera; Crambidae
Product: cytochrome c oxidase subunit 6A1, mitochondrial-like
Exons: 3
Coding region: 83-403 (106 amino acids)
Biological process (GO): mitochondrial electron transport, cytochrome c to oxygen
Cellular component (GO): mitochondrial inner membrane
Molecular function (GO): enzyme regulator activity
Source: RefSeq, a predicted model, not a curated record
CAUUAUUGACAGUUUUGACAGCAGAGUAUUUUUGAGUUUGACGGGCGAUUGGUUUUUGUCUAAAUUGUUGGAAUCAGUGAAAAUGGCUUCGAUUAUGCAGCGAGCUGCAAUUACUUACCUGAGGACCAACGCGCGUUCCUCUACGCAUGCUGCUACUGCUGGUGGACAUGGAGGUGGCUGGAAGUUGUGGAAGAAGCUGUCUUUCUUCGUUGCAUUCCCCGCUGUCGGUCUUGGCAUGCUGAACGCCUACCUGGCCCACCAGGAGGAGCACCACGAACGCCCGCCCUUCAUCCCCUACGAGUACAUGCGUGUCCGCACAAAGCGUUUCCCAUGGGGUGAUGGCCAGAAGUCUCUCUUCCACAACCCCCAUGUCAAUGCUCUGCCCACAGGCUAUGAAGACUAAAAAUUUAACAUCAGCUUUUUAUUUUUAGUUUCACUCUCUUAGCAUACAAAAUUGUGUAUUGUGAUAAUAAGUCAUUAAAUAAAUUAUAAAAGUAUUA